Branchiostoma belcheri (Belcher's lancelet) is the source of this 2859-nucleotide messenger RNA. RefSeq names its product endothelin-converting enzyme 1-like. Gene Ontology annotation, molecular function: metalloendopeptidase activity. The coding region runs from base 353 to 2737 and encodes 794 amino acids. The transcript is spliced from 21 exons. Gene Ontology annotation, cellular component: plasma membrane. Gene Ontology annotation, biological process: protein processing. NCBI's taxonomy places the organism in Eukaryota, Metazoa, Chordata, Leptocardii, Amphioxiformes, Branchiostomatidae. The record is from RefSeq and is a predicted model, not a curated record.
UGGUAGUGGGAUGGGAGAACUCAGGUGGAGCGGGCUGGUUCUCACGGCGAGUGCCGACUUUCUCUCCGCCCGUCCACGUAGGAACAUCCUGGUUCUGUUUACUGAUACCAGACAGGGAUUGUUGGCGGGGUUGCCUGUGCUUUCGUGCCCAGGCAGAGCGCUCUUCUCUCCCGAACCCUGAAGUUGAGGGUCGCUGAUCGAACUAGUCAAGCGCCUUGAUAGACUUGGAGCUGACUAGUUCUGGCCGGUGUACGAGCGCUUAAAAUCACUGCUCCAGGUGUCGCAAGGCAUCUAGGUAUCCCUGUUAACUCGUGCUGUUUUUGGGGAGAAUGUACGGUAAGAUCAGGGUGUGAUGAGCGAGGCGGGCUAUGCCCUGGUGAGCACCGACGACGACCAGGAAUCGUCCGACGAGAGAGACUCCCUACUCCCGCUGCAGAACGGCUACCCAGCCACGGUAAAGAUGACUGAGUACAAGCGCCACGAGAACGUGGAGGACGACAUUCCGGCCAGCAACGCGAGCUCCCAGGGUGGCACCCCCAUGGAGGAUGUUCCACCUGUUAAGCUGAGAACAAAGACGCUGUUCUUGGGGAAGUGGGGCCAGUGGACGUCCUUAGAACGGAUCCUCAUCAUCCUGAGCUGCCUUCUGGGGUUAACCUGUAUCAUACUGGGGGCGUUGUAUGGAGCAGCAGUCGGUAGGAAAGAGGUGUGCCUGACCCCGCACUGUGUCAUGGUGGCGAGCAAACUCAUGUCCUCCAUGAACAUGUCCAUCGACCCGUGCGACAACUUCUACCAGUACGCGUGCCAGGGCUGGAUCCGCAGUCACCCCAUCCCAGACGGGAAAACUCGCUGGGGAACAUUCGGUCAACUGUGGGCGGAAAACCAGCAAGUCAUGAGAACAGUGCUCGAGGAGCUUGACCUUGACAAAGCUGUCAGCCAAGCAGAGAAGAAAGCCAAGCUGUACUAUCUCUCCUGCAUGGACGCAAACAAUACAGUAGAAGAAUUAGGUGCCAAACCACUGCUGGACAUCAUCACAGACCUGGGCGGGUGGAACGCCACGGGAACAUGGAACGAAGAAACCUGGAAUUUCUCCGCUCUGUUCAACAGACUACACCAGCAGUUCGACUUGAGCCCGCUCUUUUCUGCAUGGGUUGGAACCGACGACAGAAACUCCUCUGUAAACAUCUUCCAAGUUGACCAGGGAGGGUUAGGCCUCCCCGACAGAGACUACUACCUGAACAAAAGCGAGACAGAUGAGGUUCUGGUGGCGUACCUGGCGUACAUGACAGAGCUCGGCAUUCUGCUGGGAGGUGACCGCAAUGAGACCAUGAUGCUGAUGAGCGAAGUUCUGGAUUUUGAGAUAGAGCUGGCAAAUAUAACAACACCAGAUGAUCAGAGACGAGACCAGGAGAUCAUGUACCACAGAUAUAACCUCAGCAUCCUGCAGGGUAUGGCACCUAUGAUCAACUGGACCCUGUACUUCACCACGAUGCUGAAAAACACAGGGAUAAGUAUCAACCCAUCAGAACAGCUGGUGGUGUAUGCACCUGAGUACCUACACCAUGUCACCAAACUAGUCAACAGAACUCCAAACCAUGUGUUGAACAACUACCUGCUCUGGAAGGUAGUGUCCCUGUUGUCACCGUACCUCAGUAAACCCUUCCAGGACGCAGGACACAAGAUGACGGAGGUCCUGACGGGGAAGACGGAGAGAGAAGCCACCUGGAAGGAGUGCAUCUCUGAGACAAACGAGGUGGUUGGGUUCGCCCUGGGAGCCAUGUUUGUGAGGGAAGCUUUUCACAACAGCAAGGCCAAGGCUGAGGAGAUGAUAGGUGAUGUGAAGAGAGCCUUCAUCAGAAACCUGCCAAACCUGCAGUGGAUGGACGAUGAAACCAGGAGGGCAGCUGAGGACAAGGCUGAGGCCGUCUAUGAUAUGAUUGGCUUUCCAGACUACAUCCUCGAUCCUGAAAAACUAGACGAGAAAUAUGAACUGCUUGAAAUGAGAGCCGACGACUACUUUGGGAACUACGUCAGAUUUUUGGCCGUUGACGUCCUCAAAAACAUGAAGAAGUUGAGACAACCAGUGGACAGAAGGAAAUGGUCCAUGACCCCACCUGAGGUCAAUGCCUACUACUCACCCAACAAGAAUGAAAUCGUCUUCCCAGCUGGUAUACUACAGCCACCAUUUUAUGACCCCAACAGCCCAAAGUCACUGAACUUUGGAGGCAUUGGAGUGGUGAUGGGACAUGAACUGACACAUGGAUUUGACGACUCAGGUCGUGAGUUUGACAAGUUCGGGAACCUGAAGCCAUGGUGGAACAAUGUCUCAGUUGCAAAGUUCAAACAACAAGCUCAGUGUAUGGUCGACCAGUACUCAGGAUAUACAAUCAAUGGGGAACAUGUUGAUGGGAAACAAACGUUAGGGGAGAACAUUGCUGACAAUGGAGGCUUGAAGUCUGCUUUUCAUGCCUAUGAAGACUGGAAGAGAAGAAACGGGGAUGAGGUGCCCCUACCUGCUGUAGGGCUCAGUCACAACCAGCUUUUCUUUGUUUCCUUCGCUCAGGUAUGGUGUGAUCGCAGGACUGAACAGAUAGCCCACGAGGCCUUGUUAACGGACACUCACAGCCCUGCAAAGUGGAGGGUCAUCGGCACUUUAUCCAACUCCAAGGACUUUGCCCGAGCCUUCAACUGUCCAGUGGGAAGCACCAUGAACCCUAAAGACAAGUGUGAAGUCUGGUAACGUUUAAACUCACAGCAUAAGAUUUGUCCUAACUACAGAGACAUGUCUGAAUACAAGUGGAACAACUCUACUAUACUGUAUGUAGGUAACAAGUAUAGAUAAUUGUGAUUCAGACUGGGAUU